GCAGCAGCAGCAGCAGCAGCAGCGCCGGACCUUCCUCCGCCGUCCCCGCACCCCGGAUAAGCUCCUGGGGCAGUCAAACAGAUGCAUCCUUCAGCAAGUAAUUGCAACCUGUACUAGAGAGAAAUCCAGGGAUGAUCCAUUUAGGGGUUCAGUUUCUCCACGAUGGAAUUCCUCAACUUCCUUCCAGAAACACAGGCUCCUUGCUUCUCUGAUUGAUCUUCAGCGAAGGUUUGAUGGACAGACACUUUCUGUCAACAGUGCAGCCAUUUCCUUUUUGGUGGAAGCUAGAAGAUAAGGUGAAAGGGGCCACCCGCCACCUUUUCUGGUGACUAGCACUGUGCCACUUCGUUCUCAGAACAUGGGCCCUCGUUUAAAGUUGCAGCUGUGAUCCUCGGCUGUCUGUGGGCUUUGAAAGGACCUGAUGUUUUACGUUAUUGGUGGAAUCACAGUAUCUGUGGUUGCAUUCUUCUUCACAAUUAAGUUCCUCUUUGAGCUUGCCGCACGUGUAGUCAGCUUCCUCCAGAAUGAGGACCGUGAGCGCCGAGGGGACCGGACUAUUUAUGACUACGUGCGGGGCAAUUACCUGGAUCCCCGGUCAUGCAAAGUCUCCUGGGAUUGGAAGGACCCCUAUGAGGUGGGCCACAGCAUGGCCUUCCGAGUGCAUUUAUUCUACAAGAAUGGGCAGCCAUUCCCUGCACAUCGGCCUGUGGGAUUGAGAGUUCACAUCUCUCAUGUUGAGCUUGCAGUAGAAAUUCCAGUGACCCAAGAAGUUCUCCAGGAACCCAGUUCCAAUGUGGUCAAAGUGGCCUUCACUGUGCGGAGGGCUGGGCGUUAUGAAAUCUCCGUGAAGCUUGGUGGAUUAAAUGUGGCCUAUAGCCCCUACUACAAGAUUUUUCAGCCUGGGAUGGUGGUUCCUUCCAAAACCAAAAUCGUAUGCCAUUUUUCUACUCUUGUGUUGACCUGUGGGCAGCCACAUACCCUUCAAAUAGUGCCCCGAGAUGAGUAUGACAACCCUACCAACAAUUCCACGUCUUUGAGAGAUGAGCUGGAUUAUAGUUUGUCCAUUCAUGAGCUUGGUCCUCAAGAAGAAGAAAGCGCUGGUGUCCCAUUUGAGAAGUCGGUGACUUCCAACAGGCAGACAUGCCAGGUAUUCUUGAGGCUCACUCUGCAUUCUCGUGGGUGCUUCCAUGCCUGCAUUUCAUACCAAAAUCAGCCGAUCAAUAAUGGCGAAUUCGACAUCAUUGUACUAAGUGAGGAUGAGAAAAAUAUUGUUGAACGCAAUGUGUCCACCUCAGGAGUGAGCAUUUACUUCGAGGCUUAUCUUUAUAAUGCCACCAACUGUGCCAGCACACCAUGGCACCUGCCUCCCAUGCACAUGAGCUCCUCCCAGCGCCGGCCUUCCACAGCUAUUGAGGAGGAGGACGAAGAUUCUCCCUCUGAAUGUCAUACCCCUGAGAAGGUGAAGAAACCCAAGAAGGUGUACUGCUAUGUGUCACCAAAGCAAUUCUCAGUGAAGGAAUUCUACCUGAAAAUCAUCCCCUGGCGCCUGUACACCUUCCGGGUAUGCCCAGGAACAAAAUUUUCAUAUCUUGGUCCUGAUCCUGUCCAUAAACUCCUCACACUGGUGGUGGAUGAUGGCAUUCAGCCUCCUGUGGAGCUCAGUUGUAAGGAAAGGAACAUUCUAGCAGCCACUUUCAUCCGCUCCCUGCAUAAGAAUAUAGGAGGCUCUGAGACCUUUCAGGACAAAGUGAACUUUUUCCAGAAAGAGCUUCGACAGAUACAUAUGAAAAGGCCACAUUCUAGAGUCACUCUGAAGGUCAGCAGACAUGCCUUGUUGGAAUCGUCUUUGAAAGCCACUCGGAAUUUCUCCAUCUCAGAUUGGAGCAAGAACUUUGAAGUGGUUUUCCAGGAUGAGGAAGCACUUGAUUGGGGAGGACCUCGCCGAGAGUGGUUUGAGCUAAUCUGCAAAGCACUGUUUGAUACCACCAAUCAACUCUUCACCCGAUUCAGUGACAACAACCAAGCAUUAGUGCACCCCAAUCCCAGUCGCCCUGCCCAUCUGCGCUUGAAGAUGUAUGAGUUUGCAGGGCGGCUGGUGGGCAAAUGUCUCUAUGAGUCUUCUCUAGGAGGAGUCUAUAAACAGUUGGUUCGCGCUCGAUUCACCCGCUCUUUCUUGGCCCAGAUCAUAGGACUACGUAUGCAUUAUAAGUACUUUGAAACAGAUGAUCCUGAGUUCUACAAAUCUAAAGUUUGUUUCAUCCUCAAUAAUGACAUGAGUGAGAUGGAGCUGGUUUUUGCAGAAGAGAAAUACAACAAAUCAGGCCAAUUGGAUAAGGUGGUCGAACUCAUGACAGGUGGAGCUCAAACUCCAGUAACCAAUGCAAAUAAAAUCUUCUAUUUAAAUUUACUGGCCCAAUACCGAUUGGCCAGUCAGGUGAAAGAUGAGGUAGAGCAUUUUCUCAAAGGUCUGAAUGAGUUGGUCCCUGAGAAUUUAUUGGCUAUUUUUGAUGAAAAUGAACUUGAGCUGCUCAUGUGCGGAACCGGGGACAUCAGCGUGUCUGACUUCAAAGCUCACGCGGUGGUUGUUGGCGGCUCAUGGCAUUUCAGAGAAAAGGUCAUGAGGUGGUUUUGGACAGUAGUUUCCAGCUUCACCCAGGAGGAGCUGGCUCGGCUGCUUCAGUUCACAACAGGCUCCUCUCAGCUGCCCCCCCGAGGCUUCGCUGCCCUCUGUCCCUCGUUCCAGAUAAUUGCUGCUCCCACCCAUAACACGCUGCCCACAGCGCACACAUGUUUCAACCAGCUGUGCCUCCCUACGUAUGACUCGUAUGAGGAGGUGCACAGGAUGCUGCAGCUGGCCAUCAGCGAGGGCUGUGAAGGCUUUGGCAUGCUCUGACUGUUCUCCCCAGUUUCUCUGGGGCAUCUGGCGCAUGUCACCGAUGUCAUAACCAUCCACCAAAAGUUGCUGCAUGCUUCCCUAUGUCUGGAGGAUCUGGGCACCUACAAACCCUGCCCUUCCUGCCCCUGCCCCUGCCCCUCUGCCCUCUACGCCUCUUUGGCACAGUCUGUAGCUUGGGCCCCUCUGCAGUUACUGCUCGUGAUUGUAGAGGCGCUCCAUAGUGAUGGCUGCUUCAUGGCUGAAGGGAUGUUUCCCCAGAGGAGCCCAGCGACACCCUCAACUUGUUCUGCUCCUCAGAGGCCCCUCGGUGGCCCUCUCCUCUUCCCCUGAGGUACCCAUCCUUCCUGUGGCAGGGUCAUUGCCUCAUCUGAAGACUUCACUUCAUCCCUCUACAAUAACAGACCCACGCCAUACUCUGACCUCCCUGUAAGGAGAUCCAGAGCAGUGCAGCAGCCUGUGAUUGUAUGGGGUAUGGUGUCAGCACAGCAAGAAGCGCUUUCUCUCCCAGUGGCUCUAUGAGAGAUACCCACAAAAUGAUCAUUAAGCGUGAGUCAGAGCCAUGAGAAAAGCAGCCUGCUCUGAGAGCAGGAAAGGGCUGUCUAAUCAAAUUCUCCUUUAGCAUCCACCACUGCUGCACCUCCCUGCAUUUGUUCUGUGACACUGAGGGGAGCUGGGUGCUGAAGAAACAUAUCAACGGAUGGAGAGUAGGAAUAACUGACCCUUGACACUGCUGAGUGGUCUCUGACAAGGGAAAGCCAGGGAAAAUGGAUCACUGGUAUAUAAGUCCAUACAGAUCCUAAGGGUCAGGCCAGUGGAUUUCCUCUCCCUGCUCAUCCCCUUCACUCCAUUAGUUUCUGGUAUUCACUGUCUUGUGAUGGCUGAAGAGAACUUAAAACUUUCUCCUGGAGCAUCCCAGCAUCUCCAUUCAUCCCAGUAUGAUCUCCAGCAUUGUCAGGACUCCAGACCUCAUCAGCUCCCACGUCUGAUGGCUCCUGCGCAGGCACCCAUCCCCGCAUUCAACUCUGAGAAAAUUACAAGCCAUCCUUAUUGCCAAAACCAGCAAGUCCAGAGAUGAGACGGGACUUGCGGUGAUGCCUUGAUCUCCUAGAAGCUUGUCUGAGCCGCCCUGUUCCAGGGACAAGAGGAACAGGCUCUCCUGAGCUGCUCUGCUACCUGUUGGACCGCCUACCUGUACAGUUGGCGUUUGUCUCUCUUGGCGUGAACACUGACCUCACUUGUGGUGGGAGCCCAGGGUCCAGCAUCGGGCCUGGCCACAUGGUCACUGCUCUCCUCAGGAACCAGGACAAGGUGCUGCUGCUUCCCCCAAGUUGCCCACAGGCGGGGACAGCCAGCUUCCUCGUCCUGGGAAAUGCCCCAUCGGUGCAAAGAGGGCUUUCCAGCUGGGCAUGAGAACUGGUUCUCUGUGGUGGUUAUUCAUCUGUGGACGCUACACCUGCCCUCUAGAAGCCUCCAGAGACCAUGUAGGCGCCCAAGUGGACUUUUCUGGCUGGUCUGUGGGUUUAGUUCGAGCCGUUGCACUGUUCACAGUGUCCUGGGCACCGCUGCAGUCUCUUCAGUGGCCCAGAGACCCAGAGUCUGCUUUAACAAAGCCUUGGUACUGUUGCUCUUUUCUAUUCGGAUUUGUUUUCUCCUAGCUCUAUCCCAAAAGUAUCUUUGCUCUUUCUUUGUUCUUUUUCCGCCCCUCUCCUCCUACUUCUGUUUUGGUUCUAGCUAAUGAGGGGAAAUUUUCAAGAUGUCAGUGAGGAAGAAAAGUGUGUUUUGUUUGAGGCAAGUCUUUAUUCACAUUUCUGAUUUAAGGCUGUUAUUUCUGUCCCUCUGACCCAGGUAGUUGGAGGGCCAGCUCACCUCCUGGCCUUUUAGAACCUUUUAGAAUAGGUACCAAGUUCAUACUGGGCAUGUUUUGGCCUGGGUGUAGGACUUCUGCAGAGUCCAGCCCUGCUGCAGAAUGGAUAAGCCCAAGCCAAAGGUCGAACCCCUGCAGCAAGAGUGUAAAUAUUUUUGUACAGUUAAUAAAUGGACUUUAAAAGGA
Molecule: messenger RNA, 4946 nt
Organism: Suncus etruscus (white-toothed pygmy shrew)
Lineage: Eukaryota; Metazoa; Chordata; Mammalia; Eulipotyphla; Soricidae
Gene: AREL1
Product: apoptosis resistant E3 ubiquitin protein ligase 1
Exons: 20
Coding region: 422-2893 (823 amino acids)
Biological process (GO): positive regulation of protein catabolic process; protein polyubiquitination; negative regulation of apoptotic process
Molecular function (GO): ubiquitin-protein transferase activity
Source: RefSeq, a predicted model, not a curated record